Molecule: messenger RNA, 2889 nt
Organism: Zerene cesonia (dogface butterfly)
Lineage: Eukaryota; Metazoa; Arthropoda; Insecta; Lepidoptera; Pieridae
Gene: ric8a
Product: synembryn-A
Exons: 8
Coding region: 161-1798 (545 amino acids)
Biological process (GO): G protein-coupled receptor signaling pathway
Cellular component (GO): cytoplasm
Molecular function (GO): G-protein alpha-subunit binding; guanyl-nucleotide exchange factor activity
Source: RefSeq, a predicted model, not a curated record
AACCGCACGUCAUCAGACGAUACUCGAAUAGACAUCAGUCAUCACACAAAUAAUAUAAAUAACUAAAGUCAGAAUUAAAUUUUUUCAUGAAUACUAAUAAUAACUGAGUCUGUACCUACUUGAAUCAUAUAAGAAUAUUAUCGAGUAAAUAAGGAGAAAAAUGGACGAAAAUGAGAUUUCAAUUAUAAACAGUAAAGAUUUCCCUAAGGUUUCUGAGGUUUUGCAAAAUUUUGUAAAUAAUAAUGAAAAUAAAUUUGCAUUUCCACAUCUCUCAGAGAAUAACAUGCGUAUUUCUCUUUGGGCUGCUUUAUUCGAACACCUACAAGAGAAAUCUGCAGAAUCCAUUCACACUGACUGUUUAACCACUCUUAGGGUAUUGAGUCGUGACAAAACUGAGGUGGAAAAUCUGAUAUGUGAAAGGUGGAUGAUAACACUUAUAGAAAAAGCAGGAUUGUACAAUUUCAUAGACCCCAGUGAGGACAUAACAGAAAAUGAGAUGCCAAGCAAAGAAAUAGCAGUAGAGGCACUUAAAUGCCUUUGUAAUAUUGCAUUUAACAGUGAAGUGGCCAGAGCACUAUGUGCUCACACAAGUAUGGCUCAGGGCCUUGUUGCUAGACUGAGAUCAUACAAAGAGAUACCUUAUAAAGAGGAUAUAAUAAUAUUUGACAUGAAACUGCUGUUUAUCCUUACUGCAUUAAGGCAAGAUAUAAGAGCAAAGAUCAAAAAUGAACUCCAUGGCAUGGAUUACCUGAUAAGCUGCUUGGGUGAACUAGUUUCAGAGUCUUUGAAGGUUGGUGAGGAAGCUUCAGGGGGUUCGCAACAAGUAAUACUGAAUGAUCAGCAAGUAGCAAUUGCAUGCGAAAUAUUGAAGACCCAAUUCAACAUGAUGUACCAUUCUGGUCCAGAAGAACCGGUUACUGCAGAGGAAGAAGCUAUGUGUUUAAAACUUAUGCCAGUCCUCACAUCACUGUUGAUGGCAGAAACACACACUUGGGAGAAGUUGAUGGAGUUGCACAGUAAUAUUGCUAAUUUGUUAACAAGUGUGCCCUCUGAGUUUUAUGAGUAUUUGUCUCCAAAGUGCAAUGAUGGAGAACAGGUAAAACAUUUGUAUGAUGGGAGAAAUAUGGAAGCCAUUCAUGGACUGCUACAGUUGAUGCAGCAUAGAUUGACUAUCACAACUAGUACGAGUGUACAAUAUGAAAACCUAUCGCCAAUACUAACAGUAUUGAACAAAAGUGCUCGCAGUGUAAGGGCACAAAGAAAGUAUCUCCGGCAGACUGUUUUACCCCCACUUAGAGAUGUUUCUAGGCCGCCGGAGAAGGGUAGCACUCUCCGUAACCAACUUUGCAGAUUGCUUACCACUCCUGUCACUUCUGUCAGGGAUCUUGUAGCCGAGUUUUUGUUUAUUCUUUGCAAGGAAAAAGUUGGUCGUAUGGUCAAAUAUACUGGGUUUGGUAAUGCAGCUGGUCAUCUAGCUCAAAAAGGCCUGAUGUGUGGAGGUCGUGGACCAGUUCAGUACUCGUCGAGCAGCGAAGACUCGGACACUGAGGAGUAUUUGGAAGCCCAGCCUCAUAUAGACCCAGUCGUGGGAUGCACCAGACCACCUAGAGUCAAUCCUUUCGAGAAUAUGACUGAGGAACAGAAGGAAUACGAGGCAAUGAAAUUGGUGAAUUUAUUUGACAAAAUGCUGUCUGACGGUGUGGUGAAACCGGCCACCAUCGGUCCAGAUGGGAAGCCUAAACCCAUGGAGCAUGUGUUGGAAAUGAGAGAAAAUCCACCGAAUAGACCACAGUCUUAAAUAGUCCGACCUAUUCCCCAUAGGAAUAUUAAUGAAAAUGUUUCAAUAGGAGAAAUGUUACAGAAAAUAAUUUGAGAGCCAGAACAGUUAUAACAUUGUCUUUUUUAAUUUUGAAUUGCAAUAAGAACUCAACUGAAUGUAAUGUGGUAUCAGCUUUUUUAAAAACAAAGCUAAGGCUUUAUAUGUCUCAACCCAAAAAAGAUUUCAUGUAACUUAUAAAGAUAACAGUCUUUGGAUAGACAUAACAAUCUUUGAGAACAGAGACUAUAUUAUUGUAUGUAAAAUGUUACAUACAUUUUUAUAUUAAGUACAUCUUUUGUAUACAUAUAAUUUUGGUCAUAUAAUUAAGAACGAUUUGAAAUAUUAGACUAUUUUUAUUUAAAUCGUGUCAUACACAGAGAUGUCUACCUUCUGAGAAGCAAGCAAAAAAUUUGUUAUGUCAUAAAAUAGCCACACAAUAGAGCAAUGUUUCUAAAAAUGAAAAAAAAUCGCUAACAAUUUUUCUUACAUUUUAUUUAACUGUACUAGUAGUAAAACUCAGGUAACACAUUAAAAUAGUGCUGAAACAGGACAAUUUAAGAACGAUAUACUAAACUGAUGACACUUUUCACAAUUAGAAAGGCACACUAAAAUGUAGUGCGACAAAUUUAAAAAGCAAUUUAAUACAUUCUUAAAUAAAAUAGUAGUUAAUGGCAUAUCCACGGCUUUUAAUUACUGCUUUACACCUCGCAGGUGUUAACAUACAUUUUUCCACUGUUGCAUAGUCCAGUUUUCAUACAUUCUCGCAAAUGUAACAUAGGUAACUUUCUUGCUACCCCACCGUGCAAUUUUUAUUCUACCAAACGUCUUCGAAUAGUGCGUGCUGAGAUUGCUGAGGGGCAAAAUACGACGUUUCGGUUAUUUCGAGGAUCUGUUUUUUCUUGUUUAGAUACACGUGAAAAUUUCGCUACAGCGCUAUCGUUUUUGAACAAUGCAGACAGUCGGCUAUCUUUAUAAUAAACCAAUUCUUCCGGCGACGUUUUAUUAUUACUUACCUUGAAGGUUUAUCACAACUGUAAUGUUCCCUUUAAUUUUUCAUAAGAAGCCAACAC